CAGUAGUUAACCUCUUAUAUUUAAAUCUGUAAAGUAAUAAAUUAUGAAAUUGGUUGUAAUAUUGCAGUUCAGUUAAACUUGGCUUAUAUGUAAUCCCUCUAAAUUUGACCAUUAUUUUUUACCUGCAAUUAUGCCAUUCAAAAAGUGCCAAAUGGUUUUCGCUUGAUCGAAGCUCUGCCGUACUUCAUAAUGUAAACAAACAUGGCUCAAACAAGGGAUUCUUAAUUAUCAAAUUCAAUAAAGAGAAGCGUUUGGUAGCAAUGCGCACCAGUUACAAGAAAAACAGACCUUUCGACUUCAAGCUAAUUGAUCUGGUGGAACCAAAUCCGGUGCUCUACAAGAGAUCAGGGCUCUCGAACUACGAUGCCAUGAAGGCGAAAACUGAUAUUUGGGCUCGCAUAGCCGAGAUGAUGGGUUGUGAUGUGGACUUCUGCCUGAUGCGCUGGAACAAUCUGCACUAUCAGUUUCGCAAGGAGUUUCGCCGAGCGGACACCAGUGGUUCCACCUGGCCGUACUUGGAACGCCUACGAUUUCUGGCCGAGAUCCAGCCGCCCUCCAAAACUAGAAACAAACCCAAAGUAAGGGACUCCACGGGCAAACAAGAGGCGAUCAUCCAGACAGAAACCCCUGUGCAGUUCUUGUGGGAGACCUAUGAGGAUGGGGAUGUGCCACAACAGUCCAGCACGUUUAUCAUCGAGGAGGUCAUCGAGGAGCCCAGCGAACAGAUCAUCCAGGAGGAAAUCAUCUAUGAGGAACAAGAGCCAGCUGAGAUACUCUCCCCCAGAAGCAGCUUUCUCCAGAUGGACCAAGUACUGGCGCAACUAAAAGAACCGCACAGGAGACGGGCAGAGCGGAGGAUUACAGCAUUUCUGCUCAAGUGCCAGCUGCGUGCCUUGAGUAAUCAGUCCGUGGAGGACCUGAGCAUUUAGCUUUCCGUUUACAUACUCACAACUUUAUUUAAAAAACAGAAUAUAACUAAGAUUAAACCUUGCACUUGUCCAAAUCCAA
This is a messenger RNA of Drosophila yakuba, 1008 nucleotides long. RefSeq lists its product as uncharacterized. The record is from RefSeq and is a predicted model, not a curated record. The transcript has 2 exons. Lineage: Eukaryota; Metazoa; Arthropoda; Insecta; Diptera; Drosophilidae. Gene Ontology annotation, cellular component: nucleus; transcription regulator complex. The coding region runs from base 261 to 929 and encodes 222 amino acids. Gene Ontology annotation, biological process: regulation of transcription by RNA polymerase II.